Molecule: messenger RNA, 2555 nt
Organism: Salvelinus fontinalis (brook trout)
Lineage: Eukaryota; Metazoa; Chordata; Actinopteri; Salmoniformes; Salmonidae
Exons: 4
Coding region: 1123-1479 (118 amino acids)
Source: RefSeq, a predicted model, not a curated record
UCAGAGCGUUUUGCUCUCGGAGCACACUGGACUCUCUGGCCGAGGAGUAGGGUUGAUCCGAGCGUUGCGUUCUGACCUAACAACAGCAGUCAAGCACCCAACCUAACUGGUUAACAUUGGCUAGCUUGCUUGCUACUUCCAGACAUAAAUAAGAACACCUCACUCUGACCAUUUUACUCGCCCUAGACAACUGGUUAGGCUGUUUUCAUGUUAUCCAGAGCAUUGUUGACUGUAACUGUUCUGGUGGCAACAAUUUAAUCACGUUUUGUUUUGCCAACGUUGACUGACAACGAUUAUUUUCAGGUGUUGGGCGUUCAUAAAUAAUCAGUUAUUCUGCGCUCUGGAACGCUCAGAGGAGAGUGCUCUGAAAUCGGAGUAGAUAGCCAGAGCGAAUUAACAAUGGCCAUUGAGAACGCACAACGCUAUACCUUAGCUAAGCUAAGAAUGAAGUGAAUAAUCAAGUCAAUAAACGUUGGGUAGUUAGAUAGCAUUUAGUUAAUAUAACGUUACUGGAAAGUCUGAUGUAUUAGUAGCCAACUAAUAUUACGUUAUGUAACCUGCUAACAUACUGCUGUAAUGAUAUGCUAUGGGGUUCGUAAGGAUAGCGUAGCUAACAAAUUGUCAGCCAACAUAACGUGUAACGUAACUUAUUUGAAAAGUCAUAUUACACUGCUCAACAUUUUCUUAACAUUUCUCAUAAUUAGUUAAAGCAAUGAAUUUGUAUCCGCUCUCGUCUGACUUCGGCUGUAUAUUUUCCGCCAUUUACUUCAAAUCUGGAAAAGUUGUGAAGCCACGCCCAUUUUCUGAAGAAUUGCAUUAUGGACUCUAAAAGCACGUAAAUAGUGUCCACUGCUUGUAUUUUUGUAUUUUGGCAAAUUUAGUACGACAUUCGGGAACUUUUGGCAUACUAACUAUAUCCAUACUAUGACCAAUAAGCGUACUACAUAGUCAAUUUACGUCACAAAUAGUAUGGUUAGUGCAAUUAGUAUGAGAUUUCGAACACAGCUAUGGUAUCAAUAACAAGCUGAAAGAAGCCACACGAUUCCCAACAUGGCAGUUUCUUGUCAUUCUUGCUAGCAAUCUGGCCAUCCAGAAACACAACAACAGGCUGACUUCUGCCCUAUGGAUGUGUUGCCUGUGUGGGGCCUCACACUCCCUCUUCCCGCUGUACUGAUGAUUGUUGUUGGUCUUUACAUGAUUUUCCUUGCAAUGGCGUUAUGGUUCCGCCAAUGCCUCAAGGAACAGUGUUCUCUUGAGUGUGGUGACUGCUGUCCAAAUAUCACCCCAUUCGAGUACUGUUUAGCAUGUGCAGAGUCGUGCAACUGUCGCAUGCCAUCACUGCGCUCGUGCCUUGACCAGACCUGCCCCUCAACCUGCCCCUCUCUUCCUAAUUGUAACAUGUGGGACUGUGCUUGCACCUGCCAACCCCCAGAAUGUGAGUCCUGCAACUGCCUCUGCUUCGAAAUCAAGCUCAGAUAGAGGGAGAAACGGAGGAGUGGAAGGAUGAAUGAUGAAUCCUAACUCAAGACGCACAGCAUGUUUGCAUAUUCACACAUUGAUGUUAAUGGACAGUUUGUGCAAGAGGAAGGAGUUAUCCAUUCAUCCCUAGAGAAAUGGAAAGGGAAGACGGGGGGUGGGUUACUGUGUUUAUGUACCAAUAUGAAAAUACAAUCUGAAUCCUUCUAACACACAGCCUUAAAGUGAAAGGCUAUAACCAGUUUAUGGAUAGUUGUGCCAUAUGUGUCCAAGGGAGAGCAACAUUAUCCGAGCGCUAUUACAAUAUAGGGCAUCUACUUUCAUUACAGCACAAGUACAAUUCUGUGCCUCUGCAGCAGUCCAAUACACUCAUUGUACAAAACAUUAAGCUCACCUGCCUAAUAUCGAGUUGCACCCCCCUCCCCCCCUUUUGCCCUCAGAAAAACCUAAAUUCGUCAGGAUAUGGUCUCUAUAUGGUGUCAAAAUCGUUCCACAGGGAUGCUGGCCCAUGUUGACUCCAAUGCUUCCCACAGAUUGUGUCAAGUUGGCUGGAUGUCUUUUGGGUGGUGGACCAUUCUUGAUACACACGGGAAACUGUUGAGCGUUAAAAACCCAGCAGUGUUAGAGUUCUUGACACAAACUGUUGCGCCUGGCAUGUACUACCAUACCCCGUUCAAAGGUAGUUCAAUCUUUUGUCUUGCCCAUUUACCCUCUAAAUGGCACACACAAUUAACAUCUCAAUUGUCUCAAGGCUUAAACACCCUUCUUCAACCUGUCUCCUCCCCUUGAUCUACACUGAUUGAAGUGGAUUUAACAAGUGACAUCAAUAAGUGAUCAUAGCUUUCACCUAGAUUCACCUGGUCAGUUUAUGUCAUGGAAAGAGCAGGUGUCCUUAAUGUUUUGUACACUUGUAGCUGAUGUAAUACUUCCAUUAUGGUUUUAACUGUUCCUUAAUUCAUUAAUCAGUUAUUUUAAGGUUUUACACAUUACAUAUGUAUAUACUGUAGCUUUGACGCUGUGGACUUGUACUUUUUAAGCUAUUGACCAAUGUCAAUUAAAGAUGACUAUUUUUAAACUUA